This is a messenger RNA of Marchantia polymorpha subsp. ruderalis, 2351 nucleotides long. NCBI's taxonomy places the organism in Eukaryota, Viridiplantae, Streptophyta, Marchantiopsida, Marchantiales, Marchantiaceae. The record is from the annotation of a GenBank genome assembly.
CCAGAGAUCUAACGCUAUCCGAGUAAUCCAAAGCAGUCGUCCACGAACCCACCAAAUAUAUUAGUUAACUUCACUAUGUACCCCCUGAAUGAAUCUAGAUCGCAAAGAGGGCUGUAAGCUGAGCUGAGAACCAUCGGCUGGACUUCUGCUGUCCCUUGUGGACACAUAUAUCACUCCAGGACUCGUGGCUCGGCAGACUUUCUCGAAGGUCCGAAGGCCAAGGUUUCGUUGGAAGCACAAAUAAAUGCAGUUGUCCACGAAUGAGCUGAAACGAUUAUUCAGCCAGAUCAGUGGCCCAGAAAACGCCCGGGAGUUUGGAACUACGAAGUGCUUGAAGUUUGGAGUUCAGUGCACCUGCGAUAGGCAUGGAUUAUUCCGGAGAGCACAAUUCGGUUUCAAAUGGUACGAAGGAGGUGAAACCAGCACCAAAUGUGUGGAUAAUACCUCUGCCAUGGUUCAGUCACAUACUGUGUCAUUUGAAUUUGGCGAAGAAGUUAGCCAAGCAUGGGCUGACAGUAACUUUCUGUCUCCCUGAGGAAGAAAUCCAGCAUCUGGCCGCGGCUGGGCAUAUAACGCCCGAGAGCUGCCAACGUGAAGGUUUCGAUAUCCGUCUACAACCACUCGUAGCACCACGCUUGGAUCUGGGUUCUGGUGAGAACACUCGUGGUGGACUGGGUAUUUUAAAACAAGCUGUCGAUACACAGGAUGCAUUCGAGGAAGCUUUGAAGAACAAAUGGGGUUCAGAUUCGGCUCCCACUUGUGUGAUCUCAGACAUAUGGUUACCGAGAACGAGAGACGUCGUCAAGGAGUACAAUCUUCCAGCCUGGGUGCUAUCCACUCUUUCAUUAACUUUUACCGCCGGUUACUUUUACGUGCACAAUAUGAGAAUGAAGGGGAACUUGAAACUAGCAAGGUCCAAGGACGAUCCCGAAUUCCAGCAUGAGCAGAUCUGUGUUCCAGGACUAGACGUCAUUCCUUACAAAGACCUUCCCGGUGGGUGGUUUACCGAAAGCCCCAUAUUCGACCAUUCCAGAAUAAGUGCAUUGUCUCUGGCCAAGGCAGACGUCAUCCUCGUUUCCAGUUUCCAGGAGCUUGAAGAAAGAAGUUUCUGCGCUUUGGAACGUCAACUUAAGACCUCGCCGAAAAACCCUCACAGAAAGGUAUCAAACAUAUGGACGGUGGGGCCAACAUUUCAGUUCCCAUCGAUCGCUGAUGAAGCUGGAGAGGAAGAAAGACACUCAUGUUUGAAGUUUCUCGACUCCCAAUCGAAAUCUUCUGUCCUGUACGUGGCAUUUGGAAGUGACGGCUGCCACUCUCGAGAACAGAUUUUGGAAAUUGCGCACGGACUGGAAAGUAGUGGGCAGCCGUUCCUCUGUGUCUUGCAUCGACCCAUGAAGACCCCAGACUGCCAAACUGACGAUAUAUUCGCAGUCAUUCCUUCUGAAUGCAUCGAACGCACCAAGGACAGGGGAUUAUUCGUGCAGAGCUGGGCACCUCAACAGAAAGUUCUGUCACAUCCAUCGACGGGAGGUUUCCUCUCCCAUUUUGGCUUCAACUCGAUGUUGGAAGCUGUGUGCUUCGGAGUACCUCUGAUCGCAUGGCCGUUGGGCGCAGAACAGAGGUUCAAUACCAGGUGGGCGGUGGACGAGGCAAAGAUCGGACUAGAAGUUUACAGAGGUCCAGAUGGCUUUGUCGAGAGAGGAGAAGUGGAAAGAAGUGUGAAGGCUCUGUUUUACGGCGAUGAAGCGAGAGUUCUCAGGAAGAACGUUUCUGAUCUCCACCAAAAGGCGAAGGAAUGUGUGGGAGAGAACGGAUCUACGACGAAGAACCUGCAGGCCAUUGUGGAUCAUAUUCAAGGUACAACACGUUCUAAUCUUAAACUCCAUAUUUGAACAUAAAGACAGUCGAAGAGCUUGUCUUCCUUAAUUUGUGAACCUGGGCGAUGCGAUAUCAUCACAAUAGCAUCACUAUGGGAAUUUGAACUAGUUCAGGUAAUUUAAAGUGACUGUCUAGACGAAAUGGUUCGAAGGCUAGCGUGAUUCAUUCUUAUAGAUUGCAGCAGAAAAUGUAGAUCAAUGGACACAAGCUAUUUAAACUAGACUAGACAUUAUUUUAAGGGAAGUGACACCCCACCCCAUGUCGAAUAGUUUGUAAGCCUUAGUCCAGAUUUACAUGUAACUCCAACCUUGAGAAACAAAGACGGGAACCCUUUCCGCGCCUUGCAUUCGGAUGAAACCCUCCGAUUACUGUCAUCAAGGAGGAUGGGUAUUCAUCCAUACCUCAAUGUGUACUUGAAAAUUCAUAACUUGCAUUCUAUCAUCUGUGUUCAUAAGUUACAAAACGUUUGAAUC